ACCAUACUUAUGUACUCUUUAAUGAAUGUCCCGAAAGGAUAUCAUCCAGAACUCAGCUACACUCUCAUCUAGGAAGUGAUGACAGCCACAGACGGCACACAGCUCUUCAGUCUAACUCCGACCUGGGUGGUAUAGAUUCGAUGAGCAUGGCUGGGACUGGGGCAAGCAUGAUUGACAACUCCUCUGGUCAGGCCGACGACCGACUGCGCUUUGAACCCUACGAGUUCGUCUCCCGGCAGCCGGCGUUUGCCGUCCUGCUGCUGGUGGUGGUGGGAGUGGCAGGGGUGGUGGGCACCCUUGGAAACUUCCUCAUCCUCAUCUCCGUGGCCACGCGGAAGGAACUGCGGAACGUGCAGUCUGUCUUCAUUGUCAAUCUGGCCUGCAGCGACCUCUACGUCACCAUGCUGGCUGACCCGCUGAGCAUUGUGGCCAAGACUGUGGGGUGGCGUUGGUUCGACUCUGUCCCCUACCUGUGUCGUGCGGUGGGCAGCCUGUGCACCAUCUCGUGCGUGGGGUCGCUGAUGACGCUGUCCGCCAUGAGCUUUAACCGCUACGUGCUCAUCUGCCGACCCUCCCUGUACCCCCGCCUCUUCACGCUGCGAAACAGCAUCGCCAUGUGCGCCUCCGUCUACACUGUCGGCCUCCUUCUCGUCCUCCUCAACCUGGCGGAUGUGGGUGACCACGCCUUCGACCACAAGAGUCUGGAAUGCAUCUGGGACCGCAUGGCCAACCACAACUACACCAUCGUCUUCGCCAUCGUCCUCGUCUGGAUCCCCAUCGUCAUCAUUGGUCUCUCCUACUUGCACAUCUUCCUGCACGUGCGUGCUUCGCGAAAAAAAUCCUCUCCCGCACCAAGGGAACCAAAAUGAUGUCUUCCGACACAGACAACACAAGAACGGACCAGGGCAAUGAAAUGGCGACUACCGGAGGCUUAGGACCGCGGCACCAAAGGACAGCCGGGUAAGCAACUGAUGCACGUCUUCGGUGCCAGGAAAAGUCCAGCUGAUGGGCUGGAGCAAAUGUAGCUCAGAGUGCCGAAAAACUCAAAGAUCGAGGUCCACCUUUCGUGUCGUUUAAUAUUUCAGAAGCUUGGC
Molecule: messenger RNA, 1094 nt
Organism: Pomacea canaliculata
Lineage: Eukaryota; Metazoa; Mollusca; Gastropoda; Architaenioglossa; Ampullariidae
Product: melatonin receptor type 1B-B-like
Exons: 3
Coding region: 141-869 (242 amino acids)
Biological process (GO): G protein-coupled receptor signaling pathway
Cellular component (GO): membrane
Molecular function (GO): G protein-coupled receptor activity
Source: RefSeq, a predicted model, not a curated record